This is a messenger RNA of Loxodonta africana (African savanna elephant), 23982 nucleotides long. RefSeq names its product BRCA2 DNA repair associated (gene BRCA2). NCBI's taxonomy places the organism in Eukaryota, Metazoa, Chordata, Mammalia, Proboscidea, Elephantidae. The record is from RefSeq and is a predicted model, not a curated record. Gene Ontology annotation, cellular component: nucleus. Gene Ontology annotation, biological process: regulation of DNA-templated transcription; double-strand break repair via homologous recombination.
GUUUCGUUCUGUUGUAUGUAGGGUCGCUAUGAGUCAAAAGCAACUCAGGGGCACCUGACAACAACAACAACAAUAUUUAAAUACCUACCAUGAGCUGGGAACCCUGGUGGCACAGUGGUUAAGAGCUCAGCUGUUAACCAAAAGGUCAGCAGCUUGAAUCCACCAGCUAUUCCUUGGAAACCUUAUGGGGCAGUUCUACUCUGUCCUAUAGGGUCACUAGGAGUUGGAACUGACUCAUUGGCAACGGGCUUUUGGUUUAACGUGAACUGAGACAUUUGUUUUCAUUCAGCAAGUAUUUCUUGCUUACCCACUCUGGGCUAGGCAUGAUUUUAAAGGAUACUGUAGUUAUCCAAAAAAGGAGCCCUGGUGGAGGAAUGGUUAAGCUCUUGUCUGCUAACCUAAAGGUUGAGGGUUCAAACCCACCCAGUAGCUCUUCAGGAGAAAGAUCUGAUGAUCUGCUUCCAUAAAGAUUACAGUCUAGGACACCCUGUGGGGCAGUUCUACUCUGUCCUACAGGACCUUGGCUCUUGCUGAGUAAGGUGGAAAGCCAGCAGACAUAUGGGGGCAGAGAGUAGCAUGCUUUAACAUAGGUUUUGAAAGGAUCACUCUGGCUAUGUGUGGAAUAGACUCUAGAAGGCAGCAGUAGAGGCAGGGAAGCCAGUCUGAAGGCUGUCACCUUAGCACAGUCAAAAGGUUAUGGCGACUCAGACUAUGGGAGUAGCAGUGGAGGUAAUUGGAAGUGGGAAUAUUCUGGAAAUAUUUCAGAGGUGGAGCUGACAUGACAUGCUGAGAAGACAUAGUCAUGAGAAACUCUGAGAUUUUUAGCCCAAGGAAACUGGAAGAAUGGAGUUGCCAUUUACUCAGAUGAGGAAGGAAGUGUUUGUUGAAAAACACUGAAUAUACCAUGGACUGCCAGGAGGACAGAACUGUAAUUCCUGUCUUGGAGGAAGUACAGCCAGAAUGCUCCUUAGAAGCAAGAAUGGGAAGACUUCAUCUCUCUGACUUUGGACAUGUUAUCGGGGGGACCAUUCCCUGGAGAAGGACAUCAUGCUUGGUUAAGUAUAAAGGGAAAAGGAGGAAGAUCUUCAGUGAGACUGAAACCGGACCAAUGGAUCCAUGCCUGGCGUGCAAGAAGCCAAGCUCUCAGAUGCUGGUUUUCAGAGGAUGAGAGUUUAUUUUGCAGGCUAGCAAGGGGGAACACAGAUGUAUUACCUCAGAUUGAGUUCCCCGAUCUGUAUGAGCAAUGUACAAUUUAUACUUAGACAUAUUCAUUUAGGGGUGGAGGGAAACAGUAGGCAGAAUCAGAGGUUUUACCUGUUCAUAGUUUCUACUGAUUGUUUAUGGGCGGGGGGCUAAGACUCUGCACGGAGGUGGCCGACAGACCAAAUGCUUUUGAAAUGGGCUUGACUAUUGUUGAUGACGCAUGUCCAGUGAUUCCGGUUCCUUGGCAUGAGUCUUUUGGUUCCCUGACAUAGGUUCUCUUGCGUUACUGAGCAUGCGCGGCAGCCCAGGGUCCUUUGUUGGUCAUUGAGGUCUGCUCUGCACGUGUCAGGCUACUCUGAGUCGGUGAGAUCUGGACCUUCCUGGGGCUCUCUGGAGGGUCUGAAAAACAACUUAGAAGAAGUGAGUGAUGUGGUGGGGAGGAGCGGCCUGAUACCUGGUGGAGUACUAAUCAAUUAGGUGUCUUCACCUCCAGAGUCCCCUAAUAAGAUGGAUUGACACAGUGGCUGAAACAGUGGGCUCAAACAUACCGACUACUGUGAGGAUGGCCCAGGACUAGGCACAGGGGUGACUACAAGUCGAAGCAUGACAACGUGUUUGAGAGGUGGAAAUCAACAUUCAAUUUUUAGACAUGUUAACUUUGAGAUGCCAUUAUGUUACUGGAAUAAGGUUCUUGCCUCUCACUGGUCAAGAAUGAGCAGGUAAGGCACGUAGUUUUCUACGUGAGCAAAGCUUUAUUGAAGAGGCUUGCGAGCAGAGAUGAGGAGGGCCUAGAGCAACGCAUACCCCUGUCUCACGGAACAAAAGACGGGCCUGAGUUUUUAAAAGUUCUUGGGCGGGAAAAGAUUCAUGUUUGUUCACAGGCACAGGUGGGGAUACUUUAACUAAGGUGCACGCACAGCAGCUUUCCAAGAUGGCUCCUGUCGUGGAGGCCUGUGGGUUCAUAGCAGGACUUAUUAUGGGGUGUCCCGCCUGCUCUCUGGGUUCGAUUCCCGUGCUGGGGCUGCAGCCCCUCACUGCCCCUGGUGGAAGGUCACACAGUGGUCACAGGUGGAUGUUCUGCGCAUGUCCCUGGGCCUGGUUUUCUCCAGCUGCUUCUGAAAGGCAACUUUAGAGAAGUUUGCGGGCUAUUUUUAGAUGCCCUGCCCCAUUGUUCUGGGGAACGGCUUUGUUUCUGUGCCCUGGCCCAUUUCUGUUACUUUACAGAUUUGGGGGCCCCUCUGUUCCCUGUCUUACUAAGUCUCUAGGUUCCACAUCCAACCCCCAUUACCUCCCUGAUAGUAUAGUCUAUUUCUCUUUUACUUGCCUCUCUAACCACAGCAGUCUCUGCUAUUCUUCAAACAGGCACCCUCCGAUCUCAGGGCCUUUGCUCCCUGUCUUAAGUGGACAUCCAAGGCAGUAUGGGGAGUAAAAGCAGUGGGUAAGGGAGUCUGUGUGUAAAGACAUGUAAAAAAAAAAAAAAAAAACCAAACCCAUUGCCAUCGAGUCAAUUCAGACUCAUAGCGACCUUAUAGGACAGAGUAGAACUGCCCCCAUAGAGUUUCCAAGGAGUGGCUGGUGGAUUCAAAUAGCCCUCCUCUUGGUUAGCAGCUGAGCUCUUAGGCCCUGCACCACCAGGGCUAUGUAAAAAUAAAAAACAUAAAGCCCCGGAGAACAAAGGCAAACUUCACCUGUCUUGGCCUUUCUGGAAGGGGGUCAGUGUUGUAAAGGUUAGAGUGUAGUGUGAUGGGUUCGAAACCCUAGCUGGACGUUCAGUCACUUGGGGAACUUAAAGCACCAGUACCCAGUCUCCACCCUUCCAGAGGGGAAUUUAAUGAUCUGAAGCCAUGCCCAGCCUUCAGGGCCUGUUUAAAGUUCCCCCAGGCGAGUCCAACUGGCUGCCAAGGUCAAAACACAGCUUUCUUUGAUGGUUUUCCAACCUGAGAGCCGCCCAAGGGUGCGUUUUGAAAAUGCAGACUGCCUCGGGUUGGCCCCUCUAGAGACCAGUGUGGUAAAUCCAGAGCAGGGUCCCCAAAAUCAGCAUUUAGUAACCACCCCACUUUGAAAGACACUGAACUAGAAGAAGGUCAUUGUAGAGGAAGAUGGUGUUUAAGCACACCCUCUAUUCUCCCACGUAGACUGCUCCUGUCGUGGUUCCACUCCAAAUCUGACGUUGGAUUUUGUUGUCCUCAUUGUUGUUUGUUUUGUGUUUGGGGUCACAGGAAGUGAGUGGCUACAGUUUACACAGGCCACUAACUUGGAGUAGUUUCCUGCCAGAUGUUUCCUUCCCUGUCACCAUCUCCUCUCCACCAGGCGCUGCUUUUAACAGCAAACUCUUACCCUGACAUUGUGUGUAACUUCCCGUUCCUAGAAUUUAAGCCACCUGCCACGAACUUCUGGAGCCUUGUAGCACCGUGGUUGUUAGGACCCUGGCUGAUAACCAUAAGGCUGGCAAUUCAAAGCCACCAGCCACUCCAUGGAAACCCUAUGGGGCAGUUCUGCUCUGUCCUAUUAGGUCGUUAUGAGUCGGAACCACUGGACUGCAAAGGGGUUUUUAUUGUUUGUUUGGUUUGUUUUGUUUUUUGUGGUUUUGGUAAUCUUUACAGAAACGAUGGCCAGGUCUGUCUCCCGCAGAGCGCAGAACUUUGGUUAGCAGCUGAGCGUUUAACUGUUGGGCCACCAGCCUCCUUAACAAAAUGAGUAGGGCUUGUAAAACAUAUGUUUUCAGAAUUCCCUCUCCUUCCCCAAAUAAAGAGGAAGCAAGAGAAGGUUUUGCUCUUCUUACUGCCCCAGAAAUGGGGAAGAGGACACAGAGGAUGGGCUGGAUGAGGACCAAGCAGAGGGUAGAGAAAGUUCACCUGGAGUUUAGGCUUCUGGAGCAGCCCCCGGCGCCCCCUUGUGCUAGUUUGCUCUUCUUCCCCAGCUGCAGCCGAGGUUCCUUCAGCCUGCAACCUGCCAGGAGCCCGCCAGCCAGCAAGCGCCUUCCUCUCCUGCCUUCCCCGGGCUGGCCGGGGCCUUCUCCGGGUGACUGAAGCCCGGCCCAUCCGCCCGGUGGCUGGUGCUGCCCUAGGGGAAGCGCAGUGAGAGCUGCGCAGACUUGCCUACCUGCGGGCUCACCUGCCUGCACGCCCCCACCCGGGUGUGGGCCUUCCUGUUCAUACAGAGGAGAAUGGCCUUCCACCGCGCUCAGCUGUUCGGAUGCAGCCAGAGCCUUGCCAGGAAAGUUGGGGGACCCGUGUUCUGCCUCCAGUCAGGCUGUUUGUGCUCAAAGACAUUAGGCUAGCCCAAACAUAAAUCCCUUGUCGCGGGGUCUGCUCCGACUCAGGGCGGCCCCGGGUGUUAUAGAGUAGAAGUUCUCCACAGUUUUCUUGGCUGCGAUCGUUAUAGAAACAGAUCACCAGGACCUUCUUCCACGGCACUGCUGGAUGAGUUCAGCCGUUAAGAGUACAAACCAUUUUUGACAUCCAGGGUCUUCAGGCCAAACACAAGGUGUUGUCAUAGCUCAGGGCCUGAUGGAUUACCCAAUAAGCAAGGUACUGCAAAGAAGAAAUCGUGUGCUACAGAUCAGUAAGCCAAGUAAACCCAUGGGUACCUUGCUUACUGGUUAACCCCCCUCUGGCCCUGGUAUAAGCCAUGGGGGACACAGGACCAAGCGUGCUGUCCACUCUGUGGUCGCCGAUGAGCACUGGGUAUCCAGUAUCCUGGUGCUGUUUGUUUCCUUGUUUUGCCCAGGGCUUCCACCCCUUCCGGCUUCCACCCGCUUCCUUCUGGAUCAACCUCCUGCUGAGAACUUGCACGUCUAACAAGUUCCCAGGCUAUGCUAAUGCUGCUGGUUAGGCACCAAUUCUGAGAACCACUGGUUCUCCAACUUUAUUAUAUAUAAGAAUCACCUGGGGAUCUUGUUAAACUGUAGGUUCUGAUUCAGUAUAUCUGGGGUGAAAACACAAAUUCUCAGCAGGGAUUUGAACCAGAAUGAACCAUUUCAAAGCCCUGAUUUUGCCUUCCACCUUCAUCCACCCCUGCUCUCUCCACCUGACCAGAUUGGUUCAGGUUCAACCCCGGCUUCUCCAUGUAGUUCAAAUCCUAAGAGGAGCUGCCACUUAUUACCCUAAUUGAAAAAGAUUUACCUACCUUCAGAGCUCUAAUCGUCACCUGAUUGCUAAUUGCUUUUCCCUAGCUUUGGGAUUCAGGGUCCUGAAUCCCUUUUUUCAGAACAGUUUUUCAUUGCCCACUUCUUAUUCACUGUAAAAAUGGUGUCGUGUCAGAGGCCAUCUGACUUCACAAGGGGAGAGAAUAAUCACCAUCAGCCCAAAGCUGAUUACUGUGAGAAGGAGGUCUCCCCACUCUGCAACCUUUUACCAGCCUGACACCAGCCAAAUCUCCCAUUGCGAGAGAAAAUACAUUUCAGAGACUUAAAGUAUAAAGUUUAAAGAUUAUCUCAGGGCAAUAAUUUUCAGGGUUCAUCCAGCCUCAAUGGCUCUAGAAAGUCUGGAUUCCAUCAGUUUGAUAUUCUGUUCUUUAUUUUUUCUCUUUUUUAUCAGAAUUUUUCUACAGAAUCUUUGAUCAAAAUGUUCAGUGAUGGUAGCCAGGCACCAUCCAGUUCUUCUGGUAUCGUGGUAAAGGAGGCAGUUGUUCAUGGAGGCAAUUAGCCACACAUUCAAUUUCCUCUUCCAAUUUCACAGUCUUCUUUGAAUCAAAAAAUAGUUUACCUUAAUUAGUGAAGAAUGUCUGCUUUGAGCAUUGUGCUCUUCUAAAGAGAUCAAAUUGACAAGGGCAACUCGAAAGGUUAGAUGAGAAGCUUAGGGGCAGUGAAUUUCAGAUAAUGGUGGUGGGAUAAUUUGGAAAAGGAGAGUGAAAAUCGUAGCACAACUUGAAGAAUGUUCACAAUGUCACUGAAUUGUACAUGUAAGAACUGUUGAAAUGGUGUAUCUUUGGCUGUGUAUACUUUCACCAAAAUGAGAAAUAUAUAUAUACCAAAAAAACCAAACCCAGUGCUGUCAAGUCGAUUCCGACUCAUAGCGGCCCUAUAGGACAGAGUAGAACUUCCCCAUAGAGUUUCCAAGGAGCACCUGGCAGAUUCGAACUGCCAGCCUCUUGGUUAGCAGCCAUAGCAUUUAACCACUACACCACCAGAGUUUCCAAACAUAUAUAUACGUAUAUACAUUUCAGAGGGUUGUGCGACAUGCCAGUGGUUCUCUUUAGUCUGCUCCUACUGAGACAAAAAAAAAGCAAAUUGUUCUGAUUUAGAGGGUACAUGCAGAUUUAAUCACAGGGUGAUUCCAAAACCAAAAACCAAACCCACUGCUGUCGAGUCGAUUCCAACUCGUAGCGACCCUUUAGGACAGAGUAGAACUGCCCCAUAGAGUUUCCAAGGAGCGCCUGGCAGAUUUGAACUGCCAACCUCUUGGUUAGCAGCCAUAGCACUUAACCACCACGCCACCAGGGUUUCCACAGGGUGAAUAAGUGUAUGGAAACUCAAACAGACUUGGAUUCAAACCUGGGCCUUGUUGCCAGGUGACUUUGGGCAAGCUACUUUGCUCGAUUCAGUUUCCCCAGCUGACAACACUAACCAGUCUAUAGAAUUGCCAGAAGAAAUGCAAUAUUGCUGGUAAAACAGAGCAGAAAGCCUAACUCAUAGUAAAUGUUCAGUGAAAAACAACCAAGUCACUUACCAUCAAGUCACUCCAUAGGCUUUUCAAAGCUGAGAACGUUGGGAAACAGAUUACCAGGCCCUUCUUCCAGGGCACCUCUGGGUGGGUUCAAACCACCAACCUUUUGAUUGGUAGUUGAGUGCUUAACCCUUUGCACCACCCAGGGACUUCUAGAUGUUCAGUAAGUGGUAGCUAUUGUUAGAGUCCCUGGAUAGUGCAAAUAUUAAUGAGCUAAGCUGCUAACCAAAAGGCUGCAGGCUCGAGUCCACCCAGAGGUACCUCAGGAAAAAAACCCUGAUGUUCUCCUGAAAAAUCAGCCAUCAAAAACCCUACGGAGCACAGUUCUACUCUGACACGUAGGAUCACCAUGAGUCAGAAUCGACUCAUUGGCAACUGGUACUGACAAAGUUCACAGAGAGGUCUGUGUUCCUUUGCAAUGUAGAUCAUAAGCUUUGGCAUCUGUUCCAUUGGUAAGGACCUUGGUCUCUCAAUCCUGACACAGCUAAGGGUUAUUGAUUAUUAAACUAAAAUGACACGUUAGGAACCAAGUGCAGCCCACCCGUUCUCUAAUCGAGGUUGCUUCAGCUGUUUGCAGAGACUGAAGAUCAAUACAGAACUGAUACUUUGGCUUUAUAGUAGUAGUUCCUUGCUACACAGGGGCAUACAGCCUCACUAGACAACUGACACUAUUGCCCCACUGAGGCACAACAUUUAGGACAUCUAUUAUCAGCUACAGCUGCUAACCAGAAGGUCAGCAGUUCAAAUCCACCAGGCGCUCCUUGGAAACUAUGGGGCAGUUCUAUUCUGUCCUACAGGGUCACUAUGAGUUGGAAUCAGCUUGAUGGCAACAGGUCUGUUUUUUUCGUUUAUUGUCAACCAAAGGCUGCGAAGUGUCACCGUCUAGGAAUCAGCCCAUUUUUCGGAUAAAAACACCUUGUUUCUCUUCAUGAUGCCUAUUUGAUAAUGUUUACUGAUGGUCAUGUAAAAGCAGUUGCCAUCGAGCUGACACCAACUCAUGGCCACCCCAUGUGUGCUACAGCAGAACUGCACUCCAUAGGGUUUUUAAUGGCUGAUUUUUUGGAAGUGAAUUGCCAGGCCUUUCUUCUGAGGCACCUCUGGGUGGACUCCCACCUCCAGCCUUUCGGUUAGCAGCCAAGCGUUUUAACUAUUUGCAGUACCCAGGGACUUCGUUACCUGUAUAGAUGAGAAUUUGUCCGUGUAAAGGUGUUCCAAAGGAAAGGCAGGUGAUGUUGCACUGGGGGGAUCCUUUAAAGUGCUGCUGAUCACCCACAGAGGUAUCGAAGGGAAAGAAAAACCCCGCUGGGUUCCUGCUUCCUAGGUAAAACCAGGGCCUCACGAGGAUCGGACUGCGGUUUCCAUAACCUCACUGCUGACCAGUCAAUUCCAACUCGUAACGACCCCAUAGCGUUUCCAAGGCUGUAAAUCUUCACGGAACCGCUGGUGGUUUAGAACCGCCACGCUUUCGGUUAGCGGAGAGCGCUUUAACCACUGUGCCACCAGGGUUUCUCACAACACACAUGAAACUUAACUUUUCCAGAGUAACUGAGAUCUGUAGGCAAGUCAACCGAAAGAGGUAUUCUAGCAAACUUACUGCUGUUCUCAUAGACUGCCUUGCUUUCCCGCUCACAGGAGCGGUUCCGUUAAGUCCUGUUAAGAAUCACAUCACUUGGGGAACAAGCAUACUGUUUGUUGGGAUUUGGCAUUGGACAGCUCAGACUGCGCAAUGCUGGAACAACGACGACGAUGACAAUCCCACAGAGCUCUCAGGGCACCCCCUUGGCAGGCCAGCAGUGAGCUCUGAGCCAGCUCCAUAACGUCCGCACCGGCUCAGAAUCACAGGACCCUUCAUACUUCAGGCACAACUAGGUACUGGGAUAAGGACUGCACCGAAAGAGGUAGAAAAAUUGUGUAGGGAAAAAGACACCUAAUUAAUGGACAAACAGAAUCCGGCAUUUAUGGAUAGAAACUGCAGAAGACAGGUCUAGCAUCACUCAACUAUGAGGCAAGUUCUCGUCAUUCCCAGUACAGACAGGUAAACAAAGGCUGACGCCUUUGACUCAUGGAAAUUCAGUUGGCUCAUGUAAUAUAACUAUUGAUUUGGACAAAUAUCUUAAAAAAUCAUAAUAAUAAAGGCCAUUGGUUGGUGUUACGGAUUGUUUUCCCAAAAAAUGUGUGUUGUAAAUUCUAACUCCUUAGUGGUUAUAAUCCCAUUUGGAAAUGGGCUUUUAUUUGUGUGUUAAUGAGACAGUAUUAGUGUAGAGUAUUUCUUAAAUCAAUCUUUUCUGAGAUAUAAAAAGAGCAGAUUAAGCAAGGAAUCGAGCAAGCAGAGAUGGGGGAAGAGAGGUGUCACAUGAAGCUCGCCAAGAGGCCAAAGAGCAGAAGCUGAAGAGACAAGGACCUUCCUUGUCCUUGCCGACAGACGGAAAGCCUUCCCCUACAGCUGGUGCCCUGAAUUCGGACUUCUAGCCUCCUAAAUGAAUUAUUUAUCCAGCGUUGGAGUAAUACUGUAGACAGAAAUGCCUGUUGGAUUCAAGGAGAGGCCAACCUUUUUUGAGAUUUUUAAGGCCCAAUGCAGCAAAGCAGAUUUAGGACCAGUUAGCCUUAAUUGGUUUGAAGAACUUUCUUCAGAAGCUCCACCAUAUAAAUCUGAACGUGCAGAAGAGGCUGAAUAUAAAAUCAGCAGUUAUGGGUCAAAUCCCUUUAAGACACCACAAAGGAAACCCUAUUACAAUCAGUUGGCAUCAACUCCGAUCAUAUUCAAAGAUCAAGGAAAGGAUAUUGCCAGUAGUAAACAAAGUCGUUUCUCAGUGAGGGCUGAAAUGUCUCAAGCAAAGGAUGUUACCAGCCCGCCUCUCAAUCCUUGUCUUAGUGAAAGUCCUGUUCUGCGAUGCAUGCAUGUAACACCACAAAGAGAAAAGUCGGUAUUAUGUGGAAGUUUAUUUCAUACACCAAAGCUUAUGAAGGGUCAGACACCAAAACGUAUUUCUGAGAGUCUAGGAGCUGAGGUGGACCCAGAUAUGUCUUGGUCAAGUUCUUUAGCCACACCACCGACUCUUAGUUCUACUGUGCUAAUAGUCAGAGAUGAGGAAGCACCUGAAACUGUAUUUCCUGAUGAUUCUGCUAUUUCGAAAAACCAUUUUUCCAACCAUAAUAAAAGUCUGAAGAAAAAUGACCAGUUUAUCCCUUCUGUGCCAGACAGUGAAAAUGAAAACCAAGGAGAAGUGAUAAGUCGUGUUUCAGCAGAAUUGGGGAACUUCCUUGGUGAAGUGAAUAGCUGUGAAGACCAUCCUGAAGGGGGAGCGCCAAGUGCUCUAGAAGAAGAAGGACAUGAAACAGUUGCACAUAUUUCUGAAGAAGAUAGUUUUUCACUGUGUGUUAGUAAAUAUAAAACAGGAAAUCUACAAAAAGUAAAGACUGACAAGACUAGGAAAAAAUAUUUCAAUAAAACAAAAGCUGGUGAAUGUGAGGAAGCUAAAAAACUGGAAGAAAGUAGACAUUUGUUUGCGUUUGAAAUGGAACCAAAUGACAGUGACCCAUUAGGUUCCAGUGCACCAGGUGAAGAGCCCACUGGGAAUAUCGGCCACACGGUGUCCAAGGAGCUUGUAGCAUCUUCAGCCUCUGAGUGGCCUCAGCUAACCCUCUCUGGCCUAAAUGGAACUCAGAUGGAGAGAAUACCCCUACUACCUACUUCUUGUGACCAAAAUAAUUCGGAAAAAGACCUAAUAGGCACAGAGGAAGAAUGUGCCAACUUCACUACUUCAGAAAAUUCUUUGUCACGCAUUUCACGUUUACCAAAAACAGAGAAGCUACUGAAUGAGGAAAGAGUGGUAAAUAAGAGCGAGGAAGAGCAGAGUCCUUUAUCUCAUAAAGACUCCAUUCUUGCAGUAAAGCAAACAGCAUCCGGAACUUCUCCGGUAGCUUCUCUGUCUCAGGGUAUCACAAAGUCUAUUUUCAAGAUAAGAGAAUCACCUGAUGUGGCUUUUGGUGUGGUUUUCUCAGAUAAUAUGACUGAUUCAAACUUAAAAGAAAAACCUGAAGCCCCUGAAAGUGGAUUGGAAAUAGGUGCUAAUUGCUCCCAGAGAUGGGGUUCCUUAUGUCCAAGUUUAGUUGGUAAUGGAAGCUGCCCAGUCACCACCAAACAUGCUUCUGUAACUUUGAAGAAUGCUGGUUUAAUAUCCACUUUGAAAAAGAAAACAAAAAAGUUUAUUUAUUCUGUAAAUGAUAAAGCAUCUUAUCCAGGGGAAAAAAUGCAGAAAGAUCAAGAAUCUGAACCAACUCACUGUUCAGCCCAAUUUGAAGCACCGCUUACGUUCCUAAAUAGUGGUUCAGGUUUAUUGCAUUCUUCCGUCAAAAAAAAUAGUUCACAGAAUGAUACUGAAGGACCAACUUUGUCUUUAACCAGCUCUUUCAAGACAAUUCUGAGAAAAAGUUCCAAUAAUGAAAGCAGUUGUAAUAAUAAAGUAAUAUCUCAGGAUCUGGAUUAUAAAGCAACGGAAGUUAAUACAGAAGAACCGCUGUCCCCUGUAACCACAGGACCUGACUGUCCGUCGUGCCUACAGGAAAGCCAUGGUGAUGGUGAUCCCACAGGCCAGAGAGCUUCAGAUGUAAAAAGAAAGGUCUUGGCUGCAGCACAUCGCCCGGCAGUACGACAUUCAGAAGUUGAACUUAGUGGUGUUCACUUUCAACUGCAGAAAAGCUUUUUAUAUGACCAUCAUAAUGCCAGCAGUCUUGGUUUAACUCCUCGGUCCAAGGAUCCUCUAUCAAACUCAGUUGUGAUUUCUAGAGAUAAAGAAUCAUAUAAAAUGUCAGAGGAACUGAAACAUAAGAAUCGUGAAGCCACUUUUGAAUUAACCAAAAAUAUUCCCCUGGAAAAAAAUCAAGAAAUGUUUGUCUUGAAUGAAAAUUCUAAAAAAGCUGAGUUGUCACCCCCUGAAAAAUACAUGAAAGUAGCCUCACAUUUUGUGAAGGUACAAUUUAACCAAAAUAUAGAUGUCACAGUAAUCUCAAAAGAGCAAGAAGAAACUGCUUUAAUUUCAAAAAUAACUAUAGAUCCAAACUCCAAAGAACUUUUCCCAGAGAAUGAGGAUAAUUGUGUCUUUCAAAUGACAAAUAAAAGGAAUACGGCUAUUUUAGAAGAUAUAAAGGGACUUCCCAAGGCAAGCUUCGGCUGUGUGAAAGAGCCCGUUCUCAAGAGCCCCACCAUGGUAGUGUAUUCAGACAUAGGUGAUGAACGGGCAGCCCAACUACUGCUUACAGAAGGUGAUGACUCAUCAGAUGUAGUCCGUGAUCUUACAGAGGAGAACAGAAAUCGUGAAAAGCAGCAUCUAAAAAUGACUCUAAGUCAACAUGUAAAGUCAGACGUCUCCUUGGAGGUAGACAGGAAAUCAAGCAGAAAUAACAGUUACGUGGGAAGACGAGCAGGACUCUUAGAUCCAGUUUCAAAUUACAGCUUUGGAGGUGGCUUCAGAACAGCUUCUGAUAAAGAGAUAAAACUCUCUGAACACAACAUUAAGAAAAGCAAAGCGCUCUUCAAAGAUAUUGAAGACCAGUAUCCUGAAAGUUUAGCUUGUGUUGAAAUUGUAAAUCCCUUAUCAUUAGAUGAUCAAAAGAAACUGAACAGACCUCAUGCACUAGAUUGGCAGACGCUGAAAACCGCAUCUGGGGACGAGUGGAACAGUGUGUUUGUCUCUGACAAUAGAAGUGGUCGCACAGCGCCUCAGAUUUUAUCUUUAAAACAAGAUUUUAAUUCAAACCAUAAUUUAACACCUAGCCAAAAGGCAGAAAUCACAGAACUUUCUACUAUUUUGGAAGAAUCAGGAAGUCAGUUUGAAUUUACACAGUUCAGAAAACCAAGCCGCAUAUUAGAGAAUAAUACAUGUGAGAGGUCUGAAAACCAGAUAACUGUCUUGAAUAACUCUUCUGAGGGUUGGAAAGAUGUUGCUCGUGGCGUCACAACUAAUGCCCCACCUACCAGCCAGGUGGAUAACAGCAAGAAAUGGGACGGUGCGGUUGGAGAUAAGCAGAAGGUUGCUGGCCUGCUGAAAAGUAACAGUGAUGAAAGUGCUUCUGGCUGUUUAACACAUAAAAAUAAAGAGAAAUUUACAGGCUUUUGUUCUGCACUUGGCACAAAGAUCAGUGUUUCUGGUGAAGCUCUGCAGAGUGCUCUGAAGCUGUUCAGGGAUAUUGAGGACGUUCGUGAAGACGCUUCUGCGGAAGUAGAUCGCGGAGGAUCCUCUCGGAGUCAGUGUGCUUCUGUCGUCUCCGUGUCUGAGUUAAAAAACUUCAACAGUGAUGAAAAUUUGAGUGAGAAACAUAGUAAAUGCCACGUUAUAUUACAAAAUAAUAUUGACAUAACUACUGGCAUGUUCGUUGAGUGGAAUACUGACAGUUGUAAGAGAAACACAGAUGAAGAAGACAAAUGUACUGGUACCAGUAGAAAUGCUUGCAACUUAGGAGAAUCCAAUGGCAAUGAGUCAAGUAGAAAUGAUACCGUUUGUAUUUAUGAAGAUGAAAAUGCCUUGCCAUGUAUGACUGAUCAGCACGACGUGUAUCUAGAAGUACCUAGGCAGUUUAUAAAGGAGGGAAACAAUGAAAUUAAAGAAGGUGUAUCAGAUUUAACUUGUUUGGAGGUUGUGAAAGCUGAAGAAACAUUUCAUGUUGAUAGUUCAGAUAAACAGUCAGCUUCUAAUAAAAUGGGGCAAAAUGUGAAAAAUUUUGACAUAUGUGAUUUACCCAUUCAGGCUGCAAAUAGGAAAAAUAUCAGAGUCUCCAAAGAGUCACUAAAUAAAGUUGUAAGUUUAUUUGAUAAAAAGUAUGCAGAAGAAGAAUUGAGUAACUUUUCAGAUUCUCUGAGCUCUGAAUUGCUUUCUGACCUAAAUAACAAAAUGGACAGUUCAAGUAAUGAGGAAAGAAAUACGGUUAAAAAUAAAAUAUGGGAAGGAAGUAACCCAGUUGGUACUGAAAAUAAAUUACUGACUGUCCACCGACAACCCAAAUGUGAAAUUGAAAAGACCAGAGAACCCACCAUGUUGGGUUUUCAUACAGCUAGUGGGAAAAAAGUAAAAAUUGCAAAGCAAUCUUUGGACAAAGUGAAAAAUCUCUUCGAUGAAAACGAGCAAGAUAACAGUAGUGAAGUCUUCAGUUUUCCACAUCAAGGGGCAAAGACUGUAAAGGAGAUAGAGGAGUGUAAAGAAGGGCUUGAAUUAGCAUGUAAGACAGUCGAGACAACUACUUUCUCGAAGUCUGAAGACAUGGUGAAUUCUCUAGGCGAUAAUAAGAGAGGCGUUUUUUCCGAUGAGACCAUGGAGCUCGUGAAUGAUCAUUUAUGUAGCCACACUGAAAAUCUCAAAACGUCAAGUAGUGUUUCUUCGGAAGUUGAAGUACAUGAAAAUGUAGAAAAGGAAACAGCGAAAAGUCCUACGACUUGUUUCCGAAACCGCUCAACCUGUUCAGCCAGUGAAAAUACAGCUUUAGCGUUUUACACAGGACGUGGCAGGCAGAUUUCUGUGAGUCAGACGUCACUAUCUGAAGCAAAGAAAUGGGUUAGAGAAGGAGAAUUGGAGGAUCAGCCAGGAAAAAUAAAUGCUGCCAAGGUUGCUUGUUUAAAAGAACACCCUCAGGGUUGUGUAGGAAACCCCUCAUAUGGAAAUAGUUCAGAUAGCAUCAUAACAGAAAAUGACAAAAACCAUCUCUCUGAAAAACAAGAUCUAAGUUACUUAAGUAACAACUGUUUACACAAUUCUGAUUUGUGUCAUUCAGAUGAGGUACAUAAUGAAUCAGGGUAUCUCUCAAAAAAUAAGAUGGACAAUGGUGGUAUUGAGCGAGUGGUGAAGAAUGUUAAAGACAGAAAAAGUACUAGUGUUUCCGAAGUAACGUCUACGGUAAGAAAAGCAAACACAAACCCACAAACUGGAAAUGAAGAUAUUUGUGCUCAGAAACUUGUGACUGGCACUUCACCAUGCAAAAAUGAAAACGUAGCCACUGAAUUCAUUAUAUCUGAUUUAAAUAAUUUUGAGGUUGGACCACCUGUAUUCAGUACAGCAAGUGGUAAAAUAGUAUCUGUUUCACGUGAAACAAUAAAAAGAGUGAGUGAGAUAUUUGCAGACAGCUCCAGUAAGGUCGUUCAGCAAAACACUGAGAGUAAAUCAGACGCUGAUAAAACGAAACCUGUGGCAGAUUGCUCUGCAGAAUUAGAUGGUCCAGAAGGUGAUGCUUUUCCUAACCCUCUAGGUGGCGAGGAGUGCAGCAUGCAUUCACGUGAGGCUCUUGAUGACAUUCAUAGUGCACAAAUUUUACCACAUAACCAGAGUAUGUCUGAAUUGGACAAAGUUUGUGAAAUACGGCCUUGUCAGGUUAACUUGAAAACUUCUGACGUAUGUAAAUUGAACACGGGGAUGCUUCCCAAGUCUCUCUCUUCUACAAAUGCUUGUGGGAUUUUUAGCACAGCAAGUGGGAAAUCUGUACAGGUGUCAGAUGCUUCAUUACAAAAGACAAGACAGGUGUUUUCUGAGAUUGAAGAGAGUACCAAGUAUCUCUUUUCCAAACUAUCCUUUAAAAGUAAUGAAGAUUCAAACAAGUUCACCAAAGAAAAAAAUACUGUGAUACAUACCAAAAACAAAUUGCUACCACCCCAGGAAGGCUUUUCGUCUAGUGUGAACUUGUCUGCCUCCUCUGGAUUUAGUACAGCAAGUGGAAAACAGGUUUUAAUUUCUGAAAGUGCCUUACACAAAGCUAAAGAAAUGUUAGAGGAAUUUGAUAGAAUCACGACUGAAUGUAGUCAUCAUUUACCUACGUCUAGACAAGACGUAUCAAAAACACCUCCUCCCAUUGGUAAGAGAAUCCCAAAACACCCUGUAAAUGCCAAAAUGGAAAAAACCUACUAUAAAGAAUUUCGGUUCUCAAAUAACUCUAACGUUGAAAAUGGUUCUUCAGAAACCGACCACCCUAUCAAAGCUUCUCCGCAUCUCUGUCAGUCUAAGCAAGAGGUAUCACUAGUUGAGAAUGUUCAUCUUUUGGCAAAAGAGCAAACUUUGCCUAGAAAUAUAAAAAUGGAAAUUAGUAAAAUCAAAACUUUUUCUAAUCUUCCUGUGAAAACAAACAUGGAAGUUUGUUCUACUUACUCCAAAGAUCCAGAAAACCGUUUUGAAACAGAAGCAGUAGAGAUUGCCAGAGCUUUUAUGGAAGACGGCGAGCUGACAGAUUCUGAACCGCCGAGUCAUGCCAAACAUCCUCAACUUACCUGCCCAAAAAGUGAGGAACCGGCUGUAAGAAUUGGGAAAAGAAGAAAUGCGCUUGUCUCAGCAGGAGAACCCCCAAUCAAAAGAAGCUUGUUAAAUGAAUUUGACAGGAUAGUAGAAAAUCAAGAAAAAUCCUUACAAGCUUCAAAAAGCACUCCAGAUGGCACAAUAAAAGAUAGAAGAUUAUUUAUGCAUCGUAUUUCCUUAACACCAAUUAGCUGUGCACCAAUUUGCACAACUGAAAAAUGGCAAGAAAUACAGAAUCUGAGUGUUACCGCGCCUGGUCAGGAAUAUCUAUCCAGGUCCCAUUUGUUUGAACACUUGGCUUUGGAAAAACCUUCGAGCAGUUUAUCGGUUUCAGGACAGCCACGUUACAACGUUCCCGCCACGAGAACUGAAAAAGCGAAACACUCAGUUACUACAGGCAAACCGACCAAAGUCUUCGUUCCACCUUUUAAAACUAAAUCACGUGCUCAAAGAAAUGAACAGUGUGCUGCCGGGAAUGUUAAUUUGGAAGAAAACAAACAAACACAAAAAAGUGCCGUUAAGCUUGGCUCUGGUGAUAGUGAAAAUAACAUUAAUGAAGGUGGAAUUCAUCCAUUUAGCAAAAGUAACUCCCAUCAGGCAGCAGCUGCGACGUUGAGAGAGCGCGGGAAGGAACCACUAGAUUUAAUUACAAAUCUUCAGAAUGCGAGAGAUAGACAGGAUACACGAAUUAAAAUGAAACAACGGCAGCGUGUUUGUCCACAACCAGGCAGUCUGUAUCUCGCAAAAACGUCCACGGUGCCGAGACUGUCUCUGAAAAUGGCAGUCGGAGGCCGGGCCCCCUCCACGUGCUCUCCUAAGCAGCUAUAUAUGUACGGUGUUCCUGAACAUUGCAUAAAAAUUAACAGCAAGACUGCAGAGUCUUUCCGGUUUCACGCUCAGGAUUAUUUUGGAAAGGAGGCCUUGUGGGCUGGAAAGGGAAUACAGUUGGCUGAUGGUGGAUGGCUCAUACCCUCCAAUGAUGGAAAGGCUGGAAAAGAAGAAUUUUAUAGGGCUCUGUGUGACACCCCCGGUGUGGAUCCAAAGCUCAUUUCUAGAGAUUGGGUCUACAAUCACUAUAGAUGGAUCCUAUGGAAACUGGCUGCUAUGGAGUUUUCUUUCCCUAAGGAAUUUGCUAAUAGAUGUCUGACCCCAGAAAGGGUGCUUCUCCAGCUGAAAUACAGAUAUGAUGUGGAGGUUGAUAGAAGCAGAAGGUCAGCUAUAAAAAAGAUAACGGAAAGGGACGACACUGCUGCAAAAACACUUGUUCUCUGUGUUUCGGCAAUAAUUUCAUCGAACACAAAUGUACAUGAAACUUCCAGCAGUACAACGAGUAGUGUGGGUUCCAGAAGCGUGGCCAUCCUCGAGCUUACAGAUGGGUGGUAUGCUAUCAGAGCCCAGCUCGACGCCCCCCUCUCGGUGCUCUUGAAGAAGGGCAGGCUGGCGGUGGGUCAGAAGAUCAUCACGCAUGGAGCAGAGCUGGUGGGUUCUCCGGAUGCUUGCACACCUCUCGAAGCCCCAGAAUCUCUCCUGUUGAAGAUUUCUGCUAACAGCACCCGGCCUGCUUGUUGGUAUGCCAAACUUGGGUUCUUCCCUGAUCCCAGGCCUUUUUCUCUACCCUUGUCAUCACUGUUCAGUGACGGGGGACAUGUUGGCUGUGUUGAUGUCAUCAUUCAGAGAGCUUACCCUAUACAGUGGGUGGAGAAGACGCCUUCUGGAUUGUACAUAUUUCGUGAUGAAAGAGCAGAAGAAAAAGAAGCAGCAAAAUAUGCAGAGACCCAACAAAAGAAACUGGAAGCCCUGCUCGCUAAAAUCCAAGCGGAAUUUGAAGAGCAGGAAGAGACUGCAGCUAAACAAUGUAUACCGUCGCGUGCACUAACAAGACAGCAGAUCCGUGCUCUGCAAGACGGUGCAGAACUGUACGAAGCCGUGAAGAACGCGCCGGACCCGGGUCACCUUGAGGGUUAUUUCAGUGAAGAGCAGCUCAGAGCCUUGAGCAACCACAGACGGGUGUUGAACGAUAAGAAGCAAGCGCAGAUACAGUCGGAAUUCAGGAGGGCCGUGGGGUCUGCGGAACCGGGGGGGCCAGGCUUGUCACGGGAUGUGGCGGCUGUGUGGAAGUUGCGUGUUGUGACCUAUGAGAAAAAAGGAAAAGAUUCAGUUAUAUUGAGUGUUUGGCGUCCAUCAUCAGAUUUAUGUUCCCUGUUAACGGAGGGGAGGAGAUACAGAAUCUAUCAUCUUGCAACAUCAAAAUCUAAAAGUAAAUCUGAAAGAGCUAACAUACAGUUAACAGCAACAAAGAAAACCCAGUAUCAACAACUGCCGGCUUCAGAUGAAAUCCUACUGCAGGUUUACCAGCCAAGAGAACCCCUUCACUUCAGCAAAUUAUUGGACCCAGACUUCCAUCCCCCUUGCUCUGAGGUGGACCUAAUAGGAUUUGUAGUGUCUGUUGUGAAAAAACCAGGUUUUGCCCCUUUGGUCUAUUUGUCAGAUGAAUGCCAUAAUUUGCUGGCAGUAAAGUUCUGGACAGAUAUUAAUGAAGACAUUGUUAAACCUCCUACACUAAUUGCCGCAAGCAACCUCCAGUGGCGGCCAGAAUCCGCGUCAGGAAUUCCGACUUUAUUUGCUGGAGAUGUUUCGACGUUUUCUGCCAGUCCGAAGGAGGGCCACUUCCAGGAGGCGUUCAGCAGGGCGAAGAAUGCCAUUGAGAACACUGAUGUCUUUUGCAAUGAUGCAGAAGACAAGCUACAGCAUAUACUUACUGCCCACGAUCCCAAGUGGUGCACCCCGAAUAAAGACUGCACUUCAGAGCCGCACUCUGCUCCAGCAGGCCUUGGUGCAGACAGUAAGUUUCUGCCAAAAGGGAAGUCUCUUUCCAUACCUGUAUCAGCCCAGAAGACUUCGAAAUCUUGUUGUAAAGGGGAAAAAGACAGUGAUGACCAAAAAACCGUCAGGAAGAGAAGAGCCUUGGAUUUCUUGAGUAGGCUGCCCUUACCUCCACCUGUCAGUCCGAUUUGUACAUUUGUUUCUCCAGCCGCACAGAAAGCAUUCCAACCGCCACGGAGCUGCGGCACCAAACACGAAACACCUAUAAAGAAAGCAGGAUGGACUUCUCCUCAGAUGGCUCCACUUAGAAGGGCCAGUGAAACUUCUGUUUUGGAAAGUGAUUCGAUACCUGACGAAGAGCUGGCAUUGAUAAACACCCAGGCCCUUUUGUCUGGCUCAGCAGGAGAAAGUCCACUCAUCUCCAGUGAUUCCACUGGGACCACACCUACUAGUUCAGAAGAUCACCUGGAACUGCAGAGGCCUCACGCUACAUCUGGGAUCAAAGAACGAGCAAAUCCCCGAGCCAGCACAGAAGAUAAGAUGAGCGUAACACAGAAUACGACUAGGGGACUUCUCAGACGACAGACGCAAACAUGACAGAAAAUGAUCCUUGACUCUUAACCUGCCCAGUUGGUAAGGCGGACAAAAUUUCAGGCACAAACCUCAGUACUGCCGUGAGAAAACAGCGUUUCAAGCUGAUGUAAGUGUGUUUGUGCCAUAGAGGCGCUCUUUGUUUGCCUCUCCGUCACAGACCUUAAAAAACCGACUUUGUAAAUUUAUUAACUGAUGGAGAAAAAAAUCUUUAAAUCCAUAUGACUUCAUUUAGUCACUACAAGUAUUAUUUUAUAAUGAGGUAAACAUAAACCUUUUCCUUUGAGAUUUUGUCAUCAGUUUCAGGACAUAGGUUUCUAAGUACAGUUAUUUUACUCAUGUAAGUCCUUUCCGUGUGAGUUCCUGUCUCAGACUUUUUUUCGUGGUAGCUCACUGUGCAAUACAGGUGUUGGUUCUGCUAUAGUCCCCGCCGAUUCAAGAGUCAGGUUGAACGAGACACCUCAGUUGUGUUCACUUCUGCCCAGUCCUUCAUCCUUAAGUCAGCACACUUACCCAGAAAGUAGGACCCUUAGUGCAGUUCCUUUUUAAGAUUUCCGUUUACUCUCUGAAAAUAACUUAAUUCCAUUAAAAAUGCAAAUACUUUGUCAGGAGCAGGUUUCAUAGUGUUAGUUUUUUUUUAACCUCAGAGUAUCUAGCUUUUGCACUUGCAUGGGUCUUAGCAGCUUCACCUGAUUUCCUUGUCAGCAUGCUCACCACACCCAGAUAGCACUCCUUGUUCAACCUGGUUUUCACGAACCACCAAGGCAGAAAACAGCCAUCAGUUUAAGGUGAUUUUCCCGUGAGUUAUGUUCUUUAUGCUGAACAGAGAGAAAGCCACACGUCACUCUAACCAGAAGCUAAAAGCACGGAGGGGUGCUUACAUCAGGUCUUUUUAAUAUGCCUUAAGUCUGUAUGUAAUAUCAUGUUUCCCUGUCUAAUUAUAAACACAUUUCAGAGCCAAGAAUAAAUCCUUUUAAAAAUCUGUUUCCUUUCAUAAAUGAUUAACUGGGAUCCACGGUUUUUCUCUUCUCUGAAAACUAUUAGCAUAACAGGUAGUCUAUUUUGCUGGUCUUUUUAGCUCUUCUGCUAGUUCUGUUAAUGUGCUUUAAGUUGUCUUCAUAAAUCGUUUGCGUCCUAACAUCCUACACGUUUUCCCAGUGAUCCAGUCUAGAACAGGGAAUAAAACAUGAGUCUCAGGUGAACAGAAGGAAGUACAUUUACAAGAAUUUACCCUUUCCUUUGAAUAUUGGAAAAACUGCUAUGACCUGCAUUCUUCAUUACCAUUCAGACUACCCGUUAGAGACGUACCUAACACACACUCAUUUUUCCAUGAGUAACACACCAAGCCGCAUGAGCGAAGCAUGAAACAUGACUAUAGGUGGAUAUUGUCCCCAAAGUGAUAAACCAGUCGGCAGUGUAUACUGCACAGUAAGGAAUGGGGGUAAAAGCAAUUUGUGUUACUUCCUCAACAAGCAUUUAAUGAGAGCCUGUUGUGUAUAUAAAGCAGGACUGCAGCUCCAUUAAUGAUGCCAGCGACACAUGGAACAAAACAGCUCAUUGCUGGAUGUUCAAAAACUGUCUAAAUCAGGAGUAGGGGGUUAGGAGAAAAAAGAGGUCACUUCUAGUUGGCAUAAAUCAAGUUGGCAGCACUUCAUCUACAGUUCUUUGUGCUUCCAGGCCAAGUAUUUCAGGGCCAUGGAGGAAAGGCAGAGGCAGACAGGACACCCCCGUCAGAACUCUGUAGCCGCUCUGGAUCUCUAACCCCCGGCCACUUCUCUAGCACUGGCCCCCGUGCAGCCCAAACCAAACCCAUUGCCAUCGAGUCACUUCUGACUCAGCGGCCCUAUAGGACAGAGUAGAACUGCCCCAUUGGGUUUCCAAGGAGCGGCUGGUGGAUUCAAACUGCCAACCUUGUAGCUCUUAACCACUGCGUCACCAGAGCUCCUAACCCAGCCCAGGGAACCAAGAACCCUAAGCGGAGCUAGACAUCAAUCAAGAAGAUGGAAUCUGACCCUCUGGGCUCCUCUGUGGUGUGGAGGGUAAAGCAGUUCCCAGCGUGGGCACUGACCCACCUCCCUUCUACGCACCUCGACCACUCAGGCCAUCUGUGCUGAGCUGGUUCUAUAGUAACAGACUAGGAUGCCCAGGGUUACCUGGACCUCAGAAACAGGAGUAAAUGAGCCCUGGUGGUGCAGUGGUUAAGCACUCACUGCUAACCAAAAGGUCAGUGGUUCAAACCCACCAGCCAUUCCAUGGGAGAAAGAUGUGGCAGUCUGCUCCUGUAAAGAUUACAGCCUUGGAAACCCUAUGGGGCAGGUCUGCUCUGUCCUACAGGGUCACUAUGAGUCGGAAGGUUAGCAGUUCAAACCCACCAGCAGCUCCAUGGGAGAAGGCUGUGUGCAAUCUGCUCUUGUAAGGAUCACACCUAGGAAACCUUUUGGGACAGUUCUGCUCUGUCACACGGGGUCACUAUGAGUAAAGAUCACAGCCUAGGAAACCUUUGGGACAGUUCUCUGUCACAUGGGGUUGCUCUGAGUUGGAACCCACUCGACAGCACACAACAACAGAGGAUUAUAUAUGGUGCUUGGACUGUGGAGCUUAGUGAACUUCAUGCCUACCCUUUAGAUUCAUUCACCUUUACUCUAAUUUUGUCAACCAGACUUUGUUACUCAGAGAUGCCAACUUCCAGAGUGUCGAUGAAACAAUUACACGUGCAUCGCUGGUGGUCAGGAUGCUGAGUGGAUUUCCAUACUGUCAGAUAACGGGCACUGAGUGAGACAGUCUAAUGUGUGCCUGUUAGCUGUCGCCAAGUCCAUUCCGACUCGCGUGCACAGAUCAAAUAAUCUAUAUAAGCAAGUAAGACAAAAGUUUGCUUUCAUCGGUUUACCUUUGUGCCUCCUAUUUAGUCAAGAAGACUGCUAAAUGGUUUAUGAUAUAGAAAAACUGGUUCUUAACCAGGCUGACUUCCUUGGGAUGUAGGUAAUGACGUUUUUUAUACUGUUGAUUAAAAAAUAAACAGAUUCAAUGACAAACCCAAAUAAAUGUUAUAUACAAUUUUUAAUAACCAUAAAAGCACCAUUAUAUGGGACACUGAAAAUAAUACUCCACAGAACAUUAGAAAGAAGCUGUUGGCCAACAGGAAAGAAAGCAUACAUCCCACGUGGUCUUGGCUAUCAUGGUCACCAUGUUUGAUUGGUCCUAACCUGCUGAGAUUGAAUUUGGAUUCAUAAAUUCAGUUUCAGGAACAUUGUUGAUUUCUGGUAGAACUUUAUUGUCUAAAAUAACACCACAUAAAACACCAAGACUGCUUGUCUUAUAGUGAGCAUGGCUUUUUGGUGCAGUUAAGCGCUCACUACUAACUGAAAGGUUGGCAGUUCAAAUCUACCCAGAGGUGUCUUGGAGGAAAGGCCUGGCAAUCUACUUCCCCAAAAUCAGCCACUGAAAACCCUACAGAGCAGAGUUCUACUCUGACGCCAUGAGUCCGAGUCAACUGGCCACUGGUUACGUGAUCUAUAUCCUGGGAUGCUUAAUAACUUGUGCUCCCAAACAUCUAGGCUGCCAACCAAUUACAUGUGUAGGCAUAAGUUUUAAAAAUCAUUUAAUUAAUCCUUUCAAAAAUUGAUGUUUUAUGAGGGCAGGCUUGUUUUACACUAGUCGGACAACAGUCAAAAUUUAUUCAGGUUCAACCUUGUUGAGCAAAGUGGGAGUUAAAACACAAGGUGCGACUUGAAGAAAUGAGACUGGUUUUCCUCAGCAGCUCAACUGGCUAUUAAGAGGGAUUUGACAGACAGUUUUAACAAAGGCAGAUCAUUAGAAUAAAGAGCUUCCCCAGGUGCCUACUCUGAAGGGUAUUCACUUAGAUGUGUACUUUCUGGCAUAUUAGUUUUAAAACAAAAUCAAUAUUUAGGAAGCUUAGGGAGCAGUGAGUUUAUGUCAGUGGGGGAGGAACAACUCAGAAAAGGAGGGUGAGAAUGGUUGCGAAACUUGAAUCGUCAUCGAUGUCACUGGAUCGUACACUAGAAGCUGUUGAGCUGAUGCAUGUUUUGCUGUGCAUAUUCUCAACAACAACAAAGUAAAAGAAAAUGUCGCUGGAGUCACACAAACCACGUAAGUAGCAAUGGCCCUAAAACUUCUCCCUCCCGCUUCUCUUUCCCCUGCUUUCCUCACGGAGAUGAAUUUCCUGGAAAAAUAGAUUACUUCAGAGAAAGUACACUGAAGCUUAUAUAUAAUAUAAACCCUUUAUUUCACUGAUGAACCUACUUGGCUAAUUGAUUCUGUUCUUGGUAUGUUGUCAGGUUUCGGUUUUCCCUCAAGAAAGGGGCUUUGUGUCCUCAGAUCUGCAGAAGCCUGGCAGCAGACUGUGCACACAGGACACGAGCUAACGCAUGCCCAGGAUGAUGACUCUAAUGAUGUUUGCUAGAAAACUCUUGGGG